Messenger RNA from Myxocyprinus asiaticus (Chinese sucker), 3009 nucleotides. RefSeq lists its product as uncharacterized. Bases 634 to 2034 code for a protein of 466 amino acids. The record is from RefSeq and is a predicted model, not a curated record. Gene Ontology annotation, cellular component: shelterin complex. The transcript is spliced from 13 exons. Lineage: Eukaryota; Metazoa; Chordata; Actinopteri; Cypriniformes; Catostomidae. Gene Ontology annotation, biological process: telomere capping.
CCGGCACGAACGUGACGUGAAUUUGAAUGAAAAUGAAUUCUAGCGGAACUGAAACCAUCUGGUCCUUUUUCUACACGGAACAAAAACAUUGCAUCAAUUUUCAACAAGAGAGGCGCGAAGAGUAUUGCAGGUUGAUUAACUCGCUUAUGCUAAAUAAUAUCUGAUAUACAGUGUUUUAUCAAGAAGUCCACCAAAGAUGAAACGCCGCCGAAUGGCAGCGCUGGAGCCGUGGAUCGAGAGACUCGUCCAGAACUACGGCCAAAGCCGGAGUGAAACGACUAUAAAAGAUCAUGUUAUCGGCGUGUGUGAUUUAGCAGACUCGCAGCAGACGGAGCACACCGAUGCCUGUAUGAUGUUUCUGUCCGACGGGAGUGCUGUCAUUCCCGCGGCGCUCAGCGGAGCCGCAUGGGAGCGUCUGCAGGAGUCAGGGACCUAUUAAACCUCUGUUAUGACACCACUCACUACACACCUGAGCACGUUUUUAUCUUACUCAUCUGGAUAAUCAUGCCCUGUCUGGAACAAUGAAAGACAUGCAGAAAUAAGCGUAAUCUAGCUGUUUAAAGCAUUAAUUUGGGGGUCCUCUGCCUUUUAGCAAUGUAACCUUUUAUCGUUUGACUUGGAUUUUAUAGUUAUAUGGGUCAAGAACCGUUAAAAGCAGCAGGCACUAGUUUCAGUGCAGUGAAAGUAAUUCAAUCAAGUCAUCUGCUUCACCCAGUUAUGAUAGAGCUCUGUUCUCUCUUUAGUUUGGAGGAAAGAGAGUCCUUCUCAGGCCUGGUCAAUGCCAUUGUGUAUGUACGCAACUUCAAACUGGAUUUCCACAUGAACUCUGACCUGGCCUCUUGCCAGUUUUACUUGAAAGUCGAUCAAUUAAGCACCAUAUGCAUCGUCUCCAAACGCGACCAUCCACCCAGCUGCACAACACUCCCAUCAGUCAGAGAACAAAUAGUAAAGUCAUGGAGAUCCCUCAGGGAGAGUUCAGUCAACUCUGUGAGUUCAGUGUCUGGGGUCUCUCUCUCUUCUCUAUUGGGGGCGUGGCACAGUGACAUUAUAAUAAAUAUUCUAAAUGAUGCAGUGGAGAAAAUAACAAUGCGUGCGACAUAUUGUCCGAGUGUGGCAACACCUACUCACUGGCACCGAGAGAGGGUUCACUGGAGGGGACAGGAGCAGUUCAUUGUCUCUAUGCCUUUCCUUUUCAUCCCAGAGGAGCAGAGGGAGCUGAUGACAGCUGAUCCCAGUGCAGAUUGUGAGAGUGAAACUCCAAAUGGCUUGGCUCCGCCCCACGAAGAUUCAUAUCCCACCAGCACAUCAAGACCAAACCAAACAGUGGCUGCCCAGGACAGAAAUAGUGGCUCAUGUCCAGAUGAAGGACAGCCUACCCUGGAACACACAAGACAAGCGGUUUUGUGUGGAACAGGAGAGUUGUCUGGGGAUGUAGAAAGCCCAUGGGAUAUGUUCACUCCAGCACCAGAUCUAUUAGGCCAAGAGCCCUGUUCUCAGACGGAAAGCCAAUCACUUUUAAAAGAAGUUGAUCUGUUGUCUAUAGCAGCAAGCACCCAAGAAGUGGUGUCGGUGGAAGGCAUUACACUUGGUCAGAGAACGCAGCCAUCCCAGAUCAGUCCAUCCCACUCGAGUGGCAAGUCCAGCAGAGAGACUAGUCAAGAGGAAGACAAAGAAUAUAUGUUAAGUCCUCCUUCAUGGAUCGUCCAGAAUACAGCCCCACCCUCUAAACAGAGGUCCAUAGUGUCUCCACCCACCAAACCCAGCAAAACCAUUCCGACAGAGCAACAUUAUCUCAACCAAUGGCGUUUUGGGCAGACUAUCUGCUUGUCAAAUGGCAGCCUGGGGGAUUUCUCAGAAAACCUGUUUAAAAACGGUGCAUUCAGAUGGAAAGUCUUUUUCCUAUUUGUAUCAUCCUGCCCUCAGGUUGCUGUAGCCCUCAGCCAAUUCCAAAUCCCAGAGCAGCUUACACAGUGGGCGGUGCAUUAUCUGGGGACCUCUGACUGUGCAGAUGUCAACGCUGGAGCUGGUUCUUGAGGUGUUACCUCAAAUGACAUGUUUGUUUGUUUUUUGGGUUUUUUUUUUUGGUACAAACCUCUUUUUGUUUUUUGUAUUUAAAACUUUGGAUAUAAUCCAAAAGUAAUUGUAAAAUUGUUAAACAUACUUUAUUGUUAGUGGCUGCUGUUGUUUUAACUAACUGUAAGUAAAUUCAGGUUGGUCAUUUGUAAUUAAUGUUAAUAUUUCAAAUACUAUGACCUGUGUCACAAUUUGUAGUAUUUAAUCACAAUAUGACUUAUGUAAGCAUGUUUACCUCUUAAGCCAUAGUCUUAAUGGUUUGUACGAAGCAAAAACUUGUGAUAAUUUUAGAAGUCACAUAAUGGUGAAACUGUCAUAAUCAGGUCAGUGAGGUGACACUCAUUUCUUUGUUCGGACCUAAUGCAUCUUCUAUGCUGGACACGUUUUACAUUCCUGAAGUAAAAGUGAAUUAUUGAUCAUUUUGUGGUAAAAGAAAAAAGAAACGGGUGUAACCGCUCUGAGCUCGUAAUGAAGAGGACGGCUCAUUAAAAGGCUGAAAUUCUUGGGGGGAAAAACCUAAUUAAGCAGUUUGGCAUAACUUUGUUUAUUGUUGUUUUAAAACAAUAUUUGAAGGAAAAAAACAUUACAUGUCACUGUAGCUGGGCACAAUGAUGGUUAUUUCUAAUUCAAGGCUAUGCAGGAUGCAAAGAUUCAAUUUACUUUCACUUCCAGCUGGCUUGUUUUUUCCCCACUGUCUGUAAAGCUCAAAAUGUUUAGAUAAUCUGUUCAUCCUGUUUGUGUUUAUAAAGAAAUAUUAUAAUAAAAAAAUUCUGAAUGAACUGAAUCACUGUAACUGGACUUUCAAACAUAUGUCGCUGCCUCUUUGAUUGUUUUAAUGACAUUUUUGUGCUUUUCCAUACCUUGGAGACAUUUGAAUCAAAAUCCACACAGAAGAUGUGAAGAAGAAAAAAGUGUCUAUGACCAUAGUAAUAUUUU